GUUUUGGGCUCACAAUAGAAAGACUGUCAGACUAGACUGAGUGCAGUGGAGAGACACCAGAAGGCUUUGGAGGCUGAAGGACAUCUAGGAAUCACUGAUGGAGCUGAGAUUCCUCAGUCUUGAGAAGGGGAGAGUUAUUAAUGUCUCAUAAGAUCUGACAUGCAAUCAGUCCUUCAGGACUCAGCUGUGCAAGUCGAAAGGAAUUUCAUCACAAUUCUUGUGCAGGAAAAGGUGGAUAAAUGAUGAAUCACUUCAUGGUUCUGGCAGUACUGCUCCCUCUGAGGACUUGCUACACUACAUACUCGCAGGAAGAAUCCAUUGUGUUUCCAGUGACUUACCUUAACAUUUCCAAGGAUUUGGCUCUUCAGCGGCUGCUGGUGGAAUGGGAUGUUGGCAAGUCAGCACAUGAUGCUGAGCUGGCAAUGUCUUUUGAAAUACAAGUUCGUCGAACAGAUGAAACUGUGUGGACAGUAAGUGAGUUUCAUAACACCACACUUGAUAAAUCAGGAAAGCCUCUUCAUUGGAUAUGGAAUUCAGACAUACCUUUGGAAUGUAUGGCACACUCAGUGAGAAUCAGGAGCAAAGCAGAAGCAUCAAAAAUCUGGAGUCAGUGGAGUCUGUGGGAGACUGUGCUAGGCUUGGACACUUCAAAUAACAGUGGACCACAAAUCUUUCCAAAUGAGAAAAUUGUAGAGGAGGGCUCUGACAUCACUCUUUGUUGCAUUGGAAGGAAAGGUCAAAUCCUUAAGGAAUUCUUUCUAGCUCCAGAUGUUCAUGUUUUCAGUCACACAGACAGUCAAGUCAGGCUUCUCACUGUGAAAAACGUGUCACAUCAAGGAGUGCCUCACAUCACUGUCUACUGUCAAGAGUCUUGCGAUGAGGAGCAAUGCUAUGAUCAUGCAGUUUUCUUUGUGGGUAAAUCACCUGAUGCACCUGAUGAUUUUUCCUGCCAAACUCAAGACAUGAGAACAGUGACGUGUACUUGGAGCCAAGGAGGCGACACGUAUCUUUAUGGAUGUCAUUCACCAAAAUACACGUUGUAUGAAGAGUUUUCCCACAAAAAGGUUCCAUGCACAGUAAGUUGUUCUGAGCAGUGCUCGUGUUCUUGGGAUACAGGCCAGCAGAGGAUCCUGAAUAUCACAGUAACUGUGGAAAACCCACUGGGAAAGAAAACUGCCACAGAUGUUUUUGAUGUAACUCACAGAAUUUAUCCCGCUGCACCUUCGCAGCUGUGGGAAGAAUGCACAGAUACCAAAAUCACAUUAUAUUGGAGACAUCGAAACAAAGGAAUUGAACUCUUUUGUCAGACUGAAGUGCUCCUACCUGAUGGGAAAGUAGAAUUGCAUAAUAGUUCAGACACACACCUCCAUUAUGGCUCACAGAGCAUUACGCUGGAUGGACUGCAGCCAUACACUGAAUACACAACUAGAGUGCACUGUGGGGCAGCUAAGCAUUUCUGGAGGUGGAGUGAAUGGAGUGAAGCCCGAACCAUCAGAACAAAUGAAGCAAUUCCGUCGGGGAAACUGGACAUCUGGAGAGAAAUUACACCAGUUCAGGGGGGCAGGAAUGUGACCUUGUUCUGGAAGCAAGCACCAAGUUUUCAAGCAAAUGGAGAAAAUAUUUCAUAUGACGUAACCUGGGGAAAAGUAGAAGAUGAUUCUAAGUCUGAAAGCAUCACCUUUUCAUCAGUCUACAAUAGCACAAGGAUUUCCAUUGAUAACCAUUCUUACAGAAUCAGUAUCACAGCAAAGAACAAUGUUAAUUAUUCACUUCCUUCAAUAUUGAUAAUCCCUAGCACUACAGACACCAAAGAGCUUAAAGAAGAACAGGUUAAUGGUACAGAUGAUGGCAUUUUUAUUACCUGGGAGCCCAGACAUAUAUAUGACAAUUACAUUGUUGAUUGGUGUAAUUUUCCAAUGUUACAGCCUUGCGACUUGCAGUGGAAGAGAUUUGGGCCCAACACUUCCAGUGCUCUGAUCAACUCAGCUGCUUUUAUUCCAGGGGUGAGAUACAAGUUCCAAAUCUAUGGAUCUGUUGCUAAUAAAGCAUCCUUACUGGAGAAGAAGACUGGUUUCCUCAGGGAGCUACCUCCUGUACUUGACCCUGUUGUGGAAAAAGUUGAACUGACUUUCAAUGCAGUAACGCUCUGUUGGGAUUCUUAUCCCACAAAUGAAUCACAGUCUGGUUUUGUAAGAGGCUACCAUGUUUAUGUGUCACCUCUACAAGAGGACUGCAGUUUGAAAGGAUCCCAAAAACAUGUUCUUCCAGAUGAUUCGGUGCUAUGUAAAUACACAAUUGAAAAUCCAGAAGAAAAGAGAUACACCGUGAAACACCUGUUGUCAAACACAAAAUACAAACUUGUAGUUAAAGCAUAUACAGGUGGAGGAGAGACUCCCAUUGUUAACUUUAUAUACAUAGAUACACCGCUUAACUCCAACAUGCUGUACCUCCUAGUCCUGUUAGUGAUAGUUCCUGCACUAGUAGCAGCGAUAUGCCGCUGGAAGAUGAAGUGGGUGAAAGAGUGCUGCUGUCCUGUAAUACCUAGUCCUAACAAGAGCAAAGUGCUGUCAUUCAAAGAGUUUAAGAUUGGUUCUGAGAAAGUAUUGAAAAUAAGUGACUGCAUUCCUGACGUGCUAGCAGUGGACAGUAAGGCUGAAGCCGAGAAGUUACAUCCUUGGAGCCAGUUGUCUUCAAUGACAACAGAUUAUAAGAUUGAUGAUCACAAUUCUUCCCGCAUUUACCUUAAUGAAAAUGAAGAGAGAGACUUUACACCCACACCUACACCUCAGACUCAUACUUGGUUUGAAAAUUUUGCUUAUUCUUCUCAUCUCGCAGUUGAAUCUGAUGCCUAUCAACUACCAGAGACAAUAGAAGCAAGCAAGCCAGAACUGUCAGUCAUGCUGUACCAGCCACACCUCUACUUCGACGUUUGUAAGGAAGAUGUUGCCUCAACACCCAGAGAAACAGCUGGCAGAAAGACCAACCUGAGAUACGUUUCACAAACAGAUGUGCACUGCCUAGGGAGGAAGCUUUGAUGUACUCUCCUCCUUUGAGUCCAUCCAGUUUUCGGUUACACAGUGUAAAUAAGAACUUACAAACCCACACAUUGUUUGGAUGAAGGCUUUCACAAGCCCAACUGCACUACUUCAGUUAAUGCUGAAAAGCUCUUACUUCAGGACUAGUUUAAAAAUACUGUCUUGUGCACAGGAACGAUGUGUGCUAUGGUUUCAUCACAUAUUACAGGCAUUAUAUAAGCUUUACAGGCAGCUUUGUGGCCUAUAUUAUGUAGAAAGUUAGAUCAUAGCAGUUCAUCAUGGUCUGGUACAGAGAAAUACUAUAUUUUGCAGAGAUUAAAAAUGUAUUCAGAAAGUAGAGGAACAAGUUAAAGAAGUGAGAGUGCUCACAGACUGUAUUUAUUUUACUUUGUGAAGUAAAUUACAGCGUGCUUACUCUGUGCUUUGGCCACCCCAGCAAGUGUGGGUUGCAGCUGUGAUGGAGUGUUACUCAGCUUUGGGGUGUGCUCCAGCCCAGUAACACUGGGGGUGUGGGUUGUAUUUUCCCUCUCUUAGGUGAUGUAAGGAAUCAGCAUGGAAGGGUUUACCUGCACUCGGUGUGUGGCACAUUGCUGAAAUAUUAAAAGGAACUUCGACUUCUCUAGGAGUGCUACCCUGUGCACCAAAAUACAGUGACCAUCUUGCUUUUACUCCCCUUGUCUUCUAACUACACUUGGUAGGUGAAAGAACACAGAAAACAGGUUUUUAUAGGGUCCAGGGUUUUAACAACGUCAGGCCCUGCUAAUGGGCUGCUGCUCUGUUUCUGGUGACUGCCUUCUCUGCAGGAAGAAUGACCCUUCGAAAUCCUAAGCAAAAUCCUCAUAACUGAAUGGAGAUGUGGGGGGGGGGUGAGUGGGAAGGAGCUGUUAUCAACAGGACAGCUGUUUGCAGAGGUGUUACCAUGGCAGUAUUUCUCUGCUUGAGCAGAAGAACUUAACUUCUUUUAUCAUUAACCCCUGCACUUACAUAGCAAGCCCCAACCAACCAGGUAAGCAGGCACAUGCAUAGGUAUAUGAAUUCCAUUUGUGAAGAUUGUCAUAUUCAGGCUCUCGGCUGGAUCUCCCAGCACUACUUUUGCAUGUACUGAAGAUAGUAUUUUUAUACUAACCAGAAUCUCUGCAGUAGGCAACAGUGAAUUUGGUCUUCCAUUUUGAGUUAAAAAGACUUGUACUUUUGUAAUGAAGCAGAAGAGUUGGAAUUGAUCCAAGUGUCUUAGCAGAUUAACCUCCCCUAGUACACAUGGAACUCAUUGGUUUUGCUUAACUGUGGUACUGUCUAGAAUCUUUCAUGAU
Messenger RNA from Neopsephotus bourkii (Bourke's parrot), 4345 nucleotides. Its product is annotated as oncostatin-M-specific receptor subunit beta-like. Gene Ontology annotation, molecular function: cytokine receptor activity; protein binding. Gene Ontology annotation, biological process: cytokine-mediated signaling pathway. Bases 240 to 3035 code for a protein of 931 amino acids. The record is from RefSeq and is a predicted model, not a curated record. The transcript has 19 exons. Gene Ontology annotation, cellular component: external side of plasma membrane; membrane. Lineage: Eukaryota; Metazoa; Chordata; Aves; Psittaciformes; Psittacidae.